AUGAAGUUAUCUACGGUCUUGGGCUUCAUCGUCUUUGGAGUUGUCUGUGCUAGGGGCUCUUCCGAUAGACGGCCGCUAUCGUAUGCCCCGAAGCCAGACGGCACGUAUGUGCCCGCGAAAGCUGACGGAGUUACCACACUCUUGGAUUUCGUCAAGUCUAGAAGCGACUUGACUGAAUUGGCCAAAGUCCUGAAUGGAUCAGCAGGUUUUCUUGAAGCAUUCGACACAACCCCCACAUGGGACUUCACCUUCUUCGCCCCUUCCAACGAGGCCUUUGCAAAGCACACGGGCCAGUACUUCAACACUUUCACACCGACACCCAAGGGCAAGUGGUGGCUAGGCAAUCUCAUACAGCACCACUACAUCCCCAACACGCAGCUCAACAUCAGCGUCUUCAACGAGACAGCGUCGCGGAUACAGGCCGGGUCGUAUCUGUACAUCGGGACGCAGAUCAAAGACAGCACGCUGUGGCUUAACGACGUAGCAACAGUCACAGAGGGGGACUUGAGGGUAACCAAGGGUACUGUCCACAUCACCGACCGAGUCCUAGACCCUUCGGCGCAGCUUUUCGAAGCCGACCGGCCGAAGGCGGGCCAGAAGUUCAUCCCUGGGAGCUGCUCUGACACUUCACUGCCAUACUGCUAG
This is a messenger RNA of Colletotrichum chrysophilum, 645 nucleotides long. RefSeq lists its product as uncharacterized. Bases 1 to 645 code for a protein of 214 amino acids. The transcript is spliced from 3 exons. Lineage: Eukaryota; Fungi; Ascomycota; Sordariomycetes; Glomerellales; Glomerellaceae. The record is from RefSeq and is a predicted model, not a curated record.